Molecule: messenger RNA, 1775 nt
Organism: Arachis stenosperma
Lineage: Eukaryota; Viridiplantae; Streptophyta; Magnoliopsida; Fabales; Fabaceae
Product: microtubule-destabilizing protein 60
Exons: 8
Coding region: 42-1562 (506 amino acids)
Biological process (GO): mitotic spindle assembly; regulation of mitotic spindle organization; activation of protein kinase activity
Cellular component (GO): mitotic spindle; nuclear microtubule
Molecular function (GO): protein kinase activator activity; microtubule binding
Source: RefSeq, a predicted model, not a curated record
CCUAACCCUAACACUCUCAACACUCACUAUUUUUUUAUCUAAUGGAAGAGGCAGCAACAAAAGUAGUUGCAACGCCAACCAAAACCACCGCAUUAAUGCAACUCAAAUUGCAAAAUUCUGAGAAUCAAAACCCUAAUCUUCCUUUGAAAUCGUCCAAAUCUCCGAAGCCAAAAGCAGCACCCGCUGUUGUUGUUCGAUCUCCUCAGAACCGAAUCAGACAGCGUAAGUUCCUCGUCGCGAAGAGAAACAACAACAGCAAAACGGUGUCGUCUUGCAAGUGCAGAGAAGAGAAAGGCGAUGAUGGCGCCAAAUGCCUCUGCGUUGCCUAUGAGAAUCUCAGGGCUUCUCAGGAAGAGUUCUUGAAAAAUCGCCAACAGGAAUUGAAGAAGGAUUGCGAAGAUGAAGAAGAAGAGCUUAUUGAAGCAAGCCUCAAAAUCCAGGACCUUCGAAUCCACGACAACGAGGAAGAGGUGGAGAAGAAUGAAAUCGACGAAUUGGAAUUGGAGGGAAGCUCUAAUGUGAAGAGAAGGAGGGACAAGUUGUUGGAAGAAGCGAGAAAUAGUGUCCCCGAAACAGGGUCCGGGAAAGUGAUGCAUUUGGUGAAGGCCUUCGAGAAGAUUCUAUCUAUGCCAAAAUCAAGGAAGAAGGAUCAGAAUGAGGAAGAGGAAAAAUUCGAAGAGGAGAACGAGAAGAGGGAACACGGAGAGGGUAAUAACGGUCAUACAAAUAGUUGCAAGAUUAAGAGCAAGGUGAUGAAAUGGGCAUUGCCUGGUUUGCAAUUUGAGCAACCUUCUUUCAAAGCACCUGAACUUGAGGUUACUGGUUCUUGUUCUGGUUCUGGUUCUUCCUUGAUUUGCGCUUCUGAUUUGAUUUUGACAUCGGAGAACCUUGGAUUGGACUCAAGGAUCUCGGUUUCUUCUUCCUGGGAUAGUAGCCAUGGAAGUGUGUCUAGUAGGACUUCAGCUACUGGGGGUAGAAGGAGUAGGAGAAAUAGCUUGGAUUCGAGUGGUGCUUAUGGAGGAAGGAGGUGGAAGAAGAAGCAGCCGCCAAAAGUCACUAACCAAAAACCAUUCAAGCUAAGAACAGAACAAAGGGGGGAAUUGAAAAAGGAAGAAUUUAUGAAGAAGGUGCAGGAGAUAAUGACAGAAGAACAGAAGAUGAGGAUUCCUAUAGCACAGGGCCUUCCAUGGACAACAGAUGAACCAGAGUGCUUGGUAAAACCUCCUGUUAAAGAGAGCACCAAGCCUAUUGAUCUUAAGCUUCACAGUGAUGUCCGAGCAGUGGAUCGAGCUGAAUUUGAUCAACAGGUAGCAGAAAAGAUGAGCUUGAUAGAACAACUCAAAUUGGAAAGAGAAAGACAGCAGAAGUUGGAAGAAGAAGAAGAAAUCAGAAGGUUGAGGAAGGAACUCAUUCCGAAAGCACAACCAAUGCCUUAUUUUGACAGACCCUUUAUACCAAGGAGGUCUACGAAGCAUCCAACAAUACCAAGAGAACCCAAGUUUCACAUACCACAACAUAAGAAGAUAAAGUGCUUGUCAUGGAAUGACUUGAAAAUUUAUUGAUGCGAAAUGAACAUAUCCAUUCAUUCUUUUUUCCUAUCUCCGAAGUCUGAACAAUAUCCAGUUUUGUAUGGGAAACAAGUCAACAACCAGUCAAUAUGUUGCAAAAUCAUUUUGUGCCUCCGUUAGUGCAAUGAUCUUUGUACUGUGAUUAAAAAGAGUGAGAUAGGGGUGUGCAAAUUGACUUGGACAAAUAGACAUAUUGUCAUAAAAAAA